Messenger RNA from Lachancea dasiensis, 651 nucleotides. The record is from the annotation of a GenBank genome assembly. Lineage: Eukaryota; Fungi; Ascomycota; Saccharomycetes; Saccharomycetales; Saccharomycetaceae.
AUGACCACUUCGAAGUUAGUUCUUCGUCCGCAAAUCAAAAAGCGCAUUCGUCAAAUUUCAUCGACUACACUGGACCACCAAUCGCAGCUUAUUUUGAAUGCACUGAAGCCUAUACUACAAAGAUUUUGUUCGGUAGCGUGUUUCCUCGAUAUGGGCCGCGGGGAGGUCAGGACGAUGCCCAUCAUUUCCCACUUGUUCGAAACCAAGAAACAUGUAUUUCUACCGCGAUGCACUGACACCCAGAUCAGUGGCCAUCGGGUGCUCCGGCCAGGAGUAGAGUCCCAUCCGCAUCUGACCUUUCACGAGAUGCCGUCUCUCGAAUAUGUACAAAGAUUGGAGCCACAGGGCAAAUAUCAAAUUCGCGAACCGCCUUUGGAGGAGCCGCAUCCACAUCCUCCAAACUUGGAACUGGUGCUGGUGCCGGGCGUCGCUUUCAGUCCAUUAUCUGGGGCCAGGAUGGGCCAUGGCGCUGGGUUUUAUGACGAUUUCAUCCAUCGAACGCUAGACACGCAUGGCAAACGGCCGCUGCUUAUUGGCCUCGCCCUGGAAGAACAGCUGGUGCCUGAAGUACCUACAGAGGCACACGACCAUCACAUGGAUGGGAUAGUAUGCGGAGACGGAACCGUCCGUUGGUUCAACGACCGCCCGUGA